Messenger RNA from Capronia coronata CBS 617.96, 666 nucleotides. RefSeq lists its product as uncharacterized. The record is from RefSeq and is a predicted model, not a curated record. The transcript has a single exon. Bases 1 to 666 code for a protein of 221 amino acids. Lineage: Eukaryota; Fungi; Ascomycota; Eurotiomycetes; Chaetothyriales; Herpotrichiellaceae.
AUGUCGUCCACUUCAGUUUCUCAACAAUACUCGGGUGAAGAGCUCGAAGCUGCCCACGAUACAGAUCUCUCGUAUAUGACCUCUUUCAGCGGGUCUACGCUCACGCUGGAGGAGGAACUUGCCGAUGUGUCUGAUAACACAUUUACCGACGCCGAGAUCGGCAACAACAACGAAUAUCCCGAAGAAGAUCAGGGCCAGACUGCGGAACGCCAACCUGAGCAACAUCAACCGAGCAUCGUGUGUAGUAUUGAAACCUGUCACCGACAUCACAACAUGUCCUUCGUCCGGCUCAACGAAGCAGCUCUCGAAAAGUGGCGCCGUGACCUCGAAGCACUCGGGAGCUCAGAGGACCCUAUCAUGGUCACGGAAGCCGACGGUGCAACUCACCCUACCGCAAUAGAUCAGCUAUUCAAGCACGCUCUCGCGAUGUACAACUGGAUGACAGACUCGGUGGCGCCCUACAUGGUUGCGCUCGAAGCCGACAAGGAGGCACUGCAGCAUGAAAACAAGAACCUAACAGAACAUAUCAACCUACUGCAAGAUCAUGCUGAAGAGCUGUUGGAGGCUUAUUCGACGGAGUAUGAGACAAGGAGACUCAAAACAGCGAUGCUCGAAGAGGUCGUGGACAUGGUCGGCAACAUCGCCGAGCGGAUUCGCACUCUAUAA